Molecule: messenger RNA, 315 nt
Organism: Anoplophora glabripennis (Asian longhorned beetle)
Lineage: Eukaryota; Metazoa; Arthropoda; Insecta; Coleoptera; Cerambycidae
Product: chymotrypsin-like
Exons: 1
Coding region: 1-315 (104 amino acids)
Biological process (GO): proteolysis
Molecular function (GO): serine-type endopeptidase activity
Source: RefSeq, a predicted model, not a curated record
AUGGGGCGCUAUAAUCAAGCUCAGAUGUACGUUGAACCAAAUUUGAAAUGGAUAGAAUCCGUUAUAAUAUCCUACAACCAGAGUACUAAAGAUAAUCCAUGGUACAAACAAAUAGUUGUAGAAGGAAGUAGCAUUUGUCAGUUGACUGGUAGUAAAAGCGCUUGCUGUGGAAACGCUGGAGCUCCAUUGACUCUCGGUGACGUACAAAUUGGACUUGCUGCGUAUAUCCCAGCCAACUGCUUCAGAGAAUACCCCCUCGUUUAUACUAAAGUAGCCAAAUACGUGGAAUGGAUCAAAGAAAAUUCUGACAUAUAA